This is a messenger RNA of Triticum turgidum subsp. durum (durum wheat), 561 nucleotides long. Lineage: Eukaryota; Viridiplantae; Streptophyta; Magnoliopsida; Poales; Poaceae. The record is from the annotation of a GenBank genome assembly.
AUGGAGAAUGGGCGUGAAGAUGGUGGAGCGCGAAUCGACGGAAGUAAAACUCCGGCACACCCCUACCUGACGCGCCAAAUGUCGAAUCUCGGAUUCCGGCAAAAACCCUUAAGGCGGCCAGACGACAGUCGCAGCGCGCAAGAAGCGGCAAACGCUUCGUCAGGAGCUGGGAUCCAUGAUGACUGCAAGCUGAGGUUCGUGGAGCUCAAGUCCAAGAGGAUGCACCGCUUCAUAACCUACAGGCUGGAGAACCAGAAGGAGGUCAUUGUGGACCAAACUGGGGAGCGCGAGGCCACCUAUGAGGACUUCACCAAGACCCUGCCUGAGAACGACUGCCGAUUCGCAGUGUUUGACUUCGACUUCACCACCCCGGAGGAUGUGCCAAAGAGCAGGAUCUUCUAUAUCUUCUGGUCUCCUGACACCGCAAAGGUGAGGAGCAAGAUGACGUACGCGAGCACCAACGAGAAGUUCAAGAGGACCCUGGACGGCAUCCAGAUUGAGAUGCAGGCCACUGACCCGAGCGAAAUCAGCCUGGACGUGAUCAAGGAGCGCGCGCACUAA